GAUACGUUUCCAUCUCCCAAACCCCUGAAUGCUGAUGUGUUUCAAGAAAUUGCACCGCAGGGAGACAUCAGAGUUUGAUUUUUAAUGUUGUAACGUAAUAACAAGGAAAAGCGGAGGCAGGUCCGAGGUCCAUGACAAAGAAGACGCCUUGGAAGAGAUCACCCGAACCGGUACACAGAACGAAUGGCGCCCAAAGGUAAAGUUGGCACAAAGGGAAAGAAGCAGAUCUAUGAAGAGAACGAGGCGACGCUUAAGUUCUACACAAGAGUCAUCCUUGGAGCAAAUGUGAUAUAUGCUGCUGUAAAUUUCUUGGUUUUCUACAGUUCAUCUACAUUUUGGACAUGGUUUCUGCUGGUGUUUGCACUCGCUGUGUAUGUGGGAAGUUACCGCUCCAUGUCGGCCAUGGCCAAGCCAGUGUUUGCUGAGGAUGGAAGCCUCCUGGAUGGAGGAAUAGACCUAAACAUGGAGCAAGGAAUGGCAGAGCACCUGAAAGAUGUCAUCCUGCUCACCGCCAUAGUACAAGUGCUCAGCACAAUCUCCUCUUAUUUUUGGUAUCUUUGGUUGUUGGCCCCAGCCCGUGCCUUGCACCUGCUGUGGGUAAACUUUCUGGGCCCCUGGUUCAUGGCAGAAAACUCGUCAGCACCAGAGGAGGUGAAUGAGAAAAAGCAGCGAAGACAGGAGCGCAGACAGACGAAGAGAUUCUGAGGCUGCAGAGCAGACGGAGCAGUAUUUUUCUACACAGAAUCUAAUAUACAGAAGUGAGGAACUCAUAAGUUAUUCAGGAAGAAAUUUUGUUAUUAAGUUAAAGUCAAUUGAAAUCAGAUACUGUGGAAUCUUGUUUUCCAUGUUUGUUUUCUUUCUGCUUUUCCUGUAAUCCAAUUUUCUCCCAAUAUUAUGCAAUGAAAUGUUCUCUGUUUAGAUGUCAUCAUCCAAAUGUCAUUUGUCUUCAUGAAGGCAUGUGAGAGUUUUGCUUUUGUAAAUUGCCAUUAUCCAGCCACCCCCCCCAGACAUGCACGUCAACAUGCAAAAAAUCUAAAUGAGUCCAAACUGUGCAAAUUUUUUAAAUACUUGUAGGUACACAAUCAUUAAGUAAACUCAAUAUAUCUCAUUUUUGAACAAAUACAUUUUUAUUAAAUCUUUAAUGAUAAAUGUUUAACUGAAGAAAAGUGAUUUGUGUCUCUCGGGUAUGUACAGUAUAAUUGUGCAUCUUUAUUAGGAAACUAUUAGCAUGCAGAAUUGUAGGAAAGCAACCAAUUUACUGAUUAUUUUUUAAUUCAUGAAUUUAGACAAAUGAUCUAUUCUCUGCGUUUAAAAAAAAAAAAAAGUCUGAUCAGUAAAGCCACCCUUCUCAACAGGCAUGAGCUGCUACAAUCCAUUAAGUGUGUCGCUUGCAUGAUGUGGUCAUAAUCUGCUUUGGUUGAGGCAGAAGGAAUUGCUUCCUAAAUGCUGUUUAAAGAAAUGUAUUGUCCUCCCUUAUCUAAAAUCACGUGUUAGAUGAGAAGAUCUAAAUAAGAUUUAGGUUGGGUUAGGAGGAGGAGACCAGGUCAUGAUUCACUCAUGCUUGAGACUUUUAAAUGUGCUAAAUAGUGGAGUAGCUGAAUGUGGAGUACAGUCAAACAAUGGAAGUCUUUUCCUAAGCUCAGACAACAGCUCUUUAUUGAGAAUCCAAUCACACUGAUACUCAGCUGUGAUGCAGGUCUGCAGUACAUUAACGAGAUCAAGCGUUGCUUUUGUUGUGGCUGUACUGAAAUGUGUGACUCAAUUAUCUCCUGAUUUAACAAAAAUGAUACUCUGGUGUUUCUAAUGCUAGAGGGGAACUCCUUUCUUUACUAUUUGGAGAACAGCCCUUAUGGCUGCUGUUCUGAUACUUUCAGGUCAUUUCACACUCUCAGGAAUGUUCUUAAGUAAAACAGGCAAUUCAGCCAUACCCAUGAGCUCUGCAGACUUCUUCCUGAGCCACUUCUUGGACCAACCUACACCCUGCUGGGACCUGACUCAAAGUUGUAACUGUUUCCAUUAAUGGAGUGCUAAACUCUGUGUGUUUGAGGCUCUAGUGGGGUGAACAUGUUAUCUGGAUUUGCAAGCAACUCUUUGUGGAAAACCAUGUUCCUGAUGAUUUGUUUUUGCCAUGCAUCUUUGUAAUGUGCACAGAAUGCCUUUGAGAAAGCUAUAGAACGGGGUGUCCAAGUCCGGUCCUCAAGAUCUGCCAUCCUGCAACUUUUAGAUGCAACCCUUCUCCAACACACUUGAAUCAAAUGACUGGCUUGUUACCAGACCUCUGCAAAGCUGAAUGACAUGCAGAUGACAUCUGAUUCAAGUAUGUUGGAGAAGGGUUGCAUCUAAAAGUUGCAGGAUGGUAGAUCUCGAGGACUGAACUUGGGCACCCCUGCUAUAGAAGGUACAUGUAUGUUUACCUGACGACCCUGUGUGUGUGUAUAAUCUUCCUCUUAGCAGUCCAUUCAUACAUCCAUGUUAGUCAUGCUUUUUAACAUUUGAUAAUUUUGCCAUCAAAUUAAUUUCGUACCAGUCAGGACAUUUUAUUGAGUGAAUCUAGUUCUGUUGUGGUCAUGGAAAGGUCCUAGAAGGUCCUACUGUUUAAAUGCACAUAAAUGGUUCAUUCUAAGAAAUUAAAACAUAACAUUUAGUAAAUACUAAUUGCUACACAAUUAUUAAAACAAAUAUUUUUCUCAUUGAUCUUAUUUAUUCAUUUUUUUGAUUAACACUGGUUUUAACUUUCUAUGUUUUUAAAGUGUACUCCAUCUAUAUAAAGUCCUCUGGAUUUUUUUUUAUUUGAAUCCUAAAGCAGUCUGUUUAGAUGCAGCCCAAAAUAACUCUCAGAAUGUAAUAUUAAAAAAAAUCUUCGUAUUAGAUAUUUUGAUUUAGCAGAAAAUUCCAACUUGCCUUGAAGAUACAAGGACAACCUGGACAGCCGGCAGGUUGUUUACUCAAAGAUUUAAAUACAAACAAUGUCAGGGAUAUUAAUGAAGUGGGGCGUUACAUUAAAUAUGCUGGCUGCAACACUUCAAAACACCUGUAAGUCAUUUUUCAGUGACUCUCAAAACAACCCACAUAUUUAAGGUUAAAUGUUAAAGCUGACAGAUAAAUACAUAGAUGACAACUUAAUCCCCAAAUACUGAAGAUAUGUUAAACCUCUCGGUGCAGCUUCCGUUUCCAUCCAGUAAGUUGAGCCCUGUCCUCGAGCAAAACACUGUUUCAGGUCUACUUAGUGACUUUGUAUAUCCAGUGUCGACAAAGUGAAUUUUGUGAGUUAUACUGAAGUUCUAAAGAGAGUGAGUGGGCUGGAAAAGCCCUGGUCUCUUCCAAAUAUAAUUAGAGAUUUGUCAUUAUUGUUACAUCCACGCUUACCCAACUCAACAAGCUGCAACUUGCAGUCUUCAGAGUUAAAGGAGAAUCCCUGUAAUGGUGUAAAUGUGUUUCAAAGACACAAAACAGCAAGGCAAUUACAAAGUUUUCCUUAACCCAGUGCAUACAGGGUUUUAAGCAUCUCUUUUUACCCCAGUUUUAUAGUUUUACAUCAAUGUCCUCCAGGUUUUUUCAAAGUGACUACUUCUUUGGCUGUGUCUUGCCCUCCUUCAUCCCAGCCCUGUGGUCUGAUACUGUCUCUAUUAUAGGGUUAUAAACAAAGUAACCAAAAUUAGAGCAGCACAGCAUCCAGUUGUCAGGACCAAUCCCAGAUGUGGGCUUUGAGAGGGACCAUGUUGCAGUGUAAUUUAGUCCUGGGGCCUCUCACUUGCACGUAACACCCCCCUCCUCCAAACACACACACACACAAAUGCAUAGAUGUACUUGUGUUGUGCUCUCUAUAAUAGGAUGUGCUGGAAUUUGGAUUUAUGUGUUGUUAUGAGCAUUUAUUUUAACUGCAUUGAGAAAUACUUCUUAACAUAUUGUGCUUCACAUGAGAAUCUCAUAACCCGCUUAUUCAAGAUGGAGAAAACAGAAAGGAGUGGGAGGGCAAUAUCCUCGUUUACCAUGGCAGUAAAGCAGGGUUCAUGCCGAUGACAUGCAAUAAGGGAGUUGGACCUAAAUUCUAUUUUCCAUACUUAGUGUGUAACUUUGUACAGUGUAUUCUUAAAAAAAAAAAAAACAGUUUAAACCCUUACAGAAGCAAGAGUAGAAUCCAAUCCACUUUAUUUAUAAUGCACAUUUAAAAAACAUGUCUCCAAAGUGUUGCACAUCAAAAAAUCAGCAAUAUCAAUGAAUAAAAUUAAAAACAAUCACAAAGUGUAGCUCCUAUUUAAACAACAAAACAAGUGAAAAGAUCAAAUAAAUGAAGUGGAAAAAUAUGCUUAUAUGUUAGAAAGUGUCAUGUGACCUAAGAUAAAAAGCAAAGAGUCAGGAUGGCUGAAAUGACGCUCUUUGUCUUUUUGGAUCCACCAGAGCACGAUCUUCACAUUUUAGAUCCCUUUAGACUUACAGAGUCAGACAAAACAGGAAAUUGGAGGGCAUUUGGGCAACAGCCGAGCCUUUGACCCUUGAACUGUAGCACUCCCUUUCUUUGAAGUCAAGAGAGAGAAUCACAAGCAAUUACAUGCAAUGCAGAGUGUGUUCCCUUGAACAUUUAGCCUCCACUGUGUAAACAGUCAGAGCGUCUUUGAGUGUGUUUGGCAGAACUGUGGGUGUAGUCAUCUUCAAGUCCAUCAUCUGGGCUCUGUUUCAACCUUGUUUUGACUAAACUGACCCACACAUUGCACACUGUUUGGGUUGUAGUGAAGGAGCAUUAGUGCAUGAUACUAAUUCUCCAUUUGAAUUUCUCGCUUUAAAAUCAAGCUUGAAGCAAAGAGCAGCUGCCGAUGAUCUGCUUUCUCCCCAUCUCUAAUAACAAAUAAGCAUCACUAUUUCCAGCAUCAUCUUCGAGUUUAAAGAUGACACCAGCCCGGCAGCGUUCACAGCUCCCGUCAUGGCCUUAAAAGGAAGCUGUCAAGAAUUCCUGCUGCAUUCGACUCCUCUGGGUGCAGGAGUGUGAGUGUGUGUCUACUUGUAUAACCCAUGUUUUGAGGACAUGCAUCUGUUUACACAGUUGCAUUGUGGUGACCGGCCUCCAUUUGGAGUGAAGCAAAGAAAACGUCUUGAUUUAAUCUGAAGGUGACAGCUUGGUCUUUGGAUAAACUGAUGCAAGUAAUGGUCAGAGCUAAGGUUAAAUCUCCAGAAAAUUGAUCUCUAAAGUGACUGAAACACAUAUCUGGGUAUUUGCAUCUGAAAGCAUCUUUAGCCUUUGUGGCUUGGUGGCAAAUGCUCCACCCUCCUUGUAGAUUGUCACCUCUGUAAAAUGUCUUGCUCCAUCUGCUGCCAGCCUGUCAUCUGCUCCUGUUUGUCACCACCUGCAAUCUGAUGACGGAUCAAUGAAACCAAAUUAUGCAAAGUCUUGAAUUUUAUUGUUCCACCAGUAAAAGCUGAUUCAUUUAACACAACAUGAUAUCCCUCAACAUUUGGUAAUGCCCUUUGCUUUUUUAGUGGGUCUGGGACAGAUUGUGAAAUAUUGGACAGCAAUAUAUUAAAUGACAACUGUAGUGUCUGCGUAUAAACACCUCGUUGAAAACGAUCCAUCCUGUUAAGUUCCCCUGGUUAAAAUUUCUGCUACCGUGAAUAGUAAUGUGAGUAAAAGAUGAGCUGAUCUUGAGUAGCUAUAAAGUUGAA
Melanotaenia boesemani (Boeseman's rainbowfish) is the source of this 5655-nucleotide messenger RNA. It is a transcript of the gene tmem208, whose product is annotated as transmembrane protein 208. The coding region runs from base 184 to 705 and encodes 173 amino acids. Gene Ontology annotation, biological process: vacuolar protein processing. NCBI's taxonomy places the organism in Eukaryota, Metazoa, Chordata, Actinopteri, Atheriniformes, Melanotaeniidae. The transcript has 6 exons. The record is from RefSeq and is a predicted model, not a curated record. Gene Ontology annotation, cellular component: intracellular membrane-bounded organelle.